UUCCCAGGCUGCCCCGCGGCUCCAUUUGAGCCCCAUCUUGAGCGAGGGGAGUGAGCAGUUUGAAUUUCAGCUCCUUCGGCGGCGCAGGGGAACGGAGCGUGCGCGGUGCUUUAAGAAAAGGGGGAAAGGAGCCCGGCCGCUCCGCCUCGCUGCCACCUGGCUCGGCAGACGGGGAAAUUGCUUUGCCGGCACGGAACGAGCGACAACGCCGCGUCUAGGGGGCCCGCCCGCCUGAGGGGGCCGCUGUGACUGGACUCGUUCUCGUCCCCUCUUUUUCUCUCCUCCCCAGAAGAUGAUGCGUCUGGUGCUGAUCUCCAGGUAGAACGGGGAGGCAGGGCGGCCUGCGCCUCAGGGACGCCUCGCCGGCUGCCGCCGCCCCUCUCGGAAAGCUUGCGGACAGAUCAGUGGCGUUGGCCCGCCUUGGGAAGCCCGGGUCUGGCCGGAAGCCAGGCAGCGGAGCGGCUUGAGUGAUAGCGCCACCCCGACCGCGCAACCCGAGAACGGCUGUGAAAGGAACCUCAGCUGCGAAAGGGGACAGCGGAACUCGCGGAGAGGCGAGAAGAGGAGGAGGAGGAGGAGGAGGAGGUGGUGGCGGCGCCGCCCGCCGAGGGGCCCGCCGCUUUACUCAAAGGGAGGAAGAGGAGGAGCCCGGCCGCCACCCCCCUUCUCUUUUUGCCUCGUCUCCAACCCCAGGCCUGGUGACCGCCUGCUGAGCCCGGACUGCGUCGGGAGGCCGGAGGAAUGUGCGAGACCGCCAGCGACUGCGCCGUAGAGAGAACGUGAUCCUCCCCCUCGCUACGCCCGGCCAAGCUUGCGUGGUGGCCAGCUCGGACCCUUCUCAAGGUCCUUACCUAGUUUUUCGUCGACUCCAGCGAGGGCAGGUGGGCGGAACCCCCUGACUUCUCACUCGCGUCUCUCUCGCGAAGGAACCAUGUCCAAGAUGCCGGCCAAGAAAAAGAGCUGUUUCCAGAUCACAAGUGUGACGACGGCCCAGGUGGCCAGCAGCAUCACGGAGGACACCGAGAGCUUGGACGACCCGGAUGAAUCCCACACGGAGGAUGUUUCAUCAGAGAUUUUUGAUGUGUCCCGUGCCACUGACUAUGGACCUGAAGAUGUCUGUGAGCGCAGCUCCUCCGAGGAAACUCUCAACAAUGUGGGUGAUGCCGAGACUCCAGGGACAGUCUCUCCCAAUUUGCUUCUGGAUGGCCAAGUAGCUGCUGCUGCUGUUGCUGCAGCUUCUGGAGGGAUACAGCCGCCUUCUCCUGCUGUGCCUGUUGCCAAUGGAGGAGCGGUUCCCAGGAGCACUGUGAUGCCUUCAGCAACUGCCAGCCAAACCUGCUCAGUAGCGACAGGAGGCAGCAGUGUGCAACCAGCUGCUGGUCCGUCAGCCAUGCCUCUAACGGCUGCUGCCGCAUGCAGUUCUCGCUUCAGAGUGAUCAAGCUAGACCACGGUACUGGAGAGCCGUAUAGACGGGGACGAUGGACGUGUAUGGAAUACUAUGAUCGGGACUCAGAUGGUGGGGCUGUGUUAGCCAGGACUGGUGAUUGCAUUAGACACAACAGUACUUUUGAACAAGCUGUUCAAGAUAGAGACAGUGGCUUAGGUGCUACUGGUAGUUCGUUGAUAGUCUCAGGUGUGGUAACUUCUGUGCAUGGUCCUGACUCCUUAGCUGACAGUUCUGUUACUGCUGUUUCACAGCUACUCCAGCCAGAGAAAAUAAACCAGCCGUCUCCACAGCAGCCUAAUUUUGUUAUUGGUCAGCAGCCUCACAGUAGUGCUCAGCCAAUCUAUUCAGGAGCCACAGUAGCAGGCCAGCAGGCGAUGGGGCCUCUGUUGCAGACACAGGUAAAUGCACAGAGCGUGGGGCAAGCUGGGCCUAAUGGGAAAGGCUUACCAUCUACAAAUGUAGCAAUAGCUCAGCCAGGUUUGCCUGUGCCACAACAACAGGUACAGCAAGCAAAUGUACCAGUGGCACAGACUCAGCAGUUUGCUUACUCUCAGUCACAGAUUCCACCAGUACACAUGGUGUCAGCCCAGACUCCUGGUCAGCCAGAAUACAUUCAGCAUAUGACAGUAAUGCAGUCUCAAGGAGCUACUCAACAGGCUACUUCUGGCUCAGUCACAGGCACUGGAGCUUCCAGUCUUCCAGCAGCACAAGUAGUUGGUCAGAAUCCCUCACCUCUAGCACCAGUGAUGGGAGUUCCUUCACCAGCAGGCGAAACAAUAGGACAGGGAUCUGGGCUAAUGCAGGGUGGCCUGACAACUCCACUUCAGACUGUCAUUUCUCAACCAGGAGGUGUGGUACAGCAAGGCAUUGGACAUGCAGGAGCUGUUCAACAGAAAUCCAUGACUCAGCAGCAAAUGGGUGGAAGCAGUCAAGUGGCUGGUACUCCACACAGUAUAGUCUCUGGAGUUCAGAAUGUGCCUAUAGCUGUACCUGGUACUACUGUGCCUAAUGUGUCUACAACUUCUGUUACUAUGCCAAAUGCCUCUGUUACUUUAGUCCAAUCUCAGCUGACCAGCCAUACAACUGUCAGUAGAAGUUCCAGUGUUGUCCAGCAACAUAUUGGCCUUCCAUUAAUGCAAGGCACAUGUAGUGUACCUACGAAUCUACCACAAUCUAACAUUGGACAGUUUCAGACACAGCCUGUAGGUCAGAUUGAUGAUACUAGAAGAAAAUCUGAACCCCUACCUCAACCACCACUUUCUCUUGCUGAAAACAAACUUCAUGUGAAGCCACCUAUUCCGGACAGUUUAACAAACCCUCUUAAUUUACCUGCAACUACUCCUAUGAACAGUCUUGCCAGCACUGUCUUUGGCAUAUCUAUUCCUGUUGAUGGUGAUGAAGACAGGAAUCCUUCAACUACUUUCUACCAAGUGUUUCAUUCGAACAAGUUACAGGAAUCAAAGAACCUCUGGGAUAGUGCAUCUGGUGGGAGUGUUGUAGCCAUUGAUAACAAAAUAGAACAGGCAAUGGAUCUGGUGAAAAGCCAUUUGAUGUAUGCAGUCAGAGAAGAAGUGGAAGUACUGAAGGAACAAAUAAAAGAAUUAGUUGAAAGAAACUCUUUACUUGAACGGGAAAAUGCACUGUUAAAAUCUCUUUCAAACAAUGAUCAGUUAUCACAACUCUCAACCCAACAGGCCAAUCCAAGUAGCACUUCUCAACAGCAAACAGUGAUAGCACAGCCUGCACAGCCAACGCAACCUCCACAGCAGCCGAAUGUCUCCUCAGCAUAAAGCUUUCUUGCCUCAUUAAGAACUGAAAGCAAUCUGUCCUUGUGUGCCACUGGUCUUCUUUCCACUUUAUAUGAAAGCAGGUAGCCAUGCUUCAGUUGUGUGUUUUGGCCUUUUCAGUAUUAGACAAUCAUUCUGCAAGCGCUUUCCCUCACUGACAUGUCAUACAACACAGUUGGUGUCAAUUAUGCCAUCAGUGCACAAGGGAAAAUGUAGAAGGAGUUAUAAUGCAAAAAUCUGCAUUUGUUUGAUGCACAUGAGUGGAGGUCUUUAAGAGCUUUAGUAAGGCUCUUCAAGGUUUCCGUUACUCAUGGAUUACUUUGAGCCUUGGAUUUUCACACAGUAACAACCCAUCUUUAGAGCCACUGUUCUUUCAAUGACAAGUAACAUUUGCCUACAUUAGUUUCAUUUAUUUGUUUUAUUUAUUACAGGGCUGCUAUUCAUAAUGUACAUGAACAAUGUCACAGAACUUUUAAUUUUUUAAAAAAUAAAUGUAAGUAUCAGUAAAACUUGAUAGACAGGAUUGAGUUUAAUAGAAAAAUGUUUUAGGCAAUAAUUGAACAAAAGAAUCCUGGCCUAUUUCUAACACUAAUGGCAAUUUACCUUUUGGUAUUUAUUUUCAGUAGUUAAGAUCCAGCUUGAAUGUAAAUUUUUGUAUAGUGUAAGUAUGAAGACCAUAGUGCAUCUGUACAGGUAGUCGCCAGUCAUUGUGAUAUAAUAAUUGAUGGGCUAUUUUGAUGAAGAAAACUUUGCUCAUUUCUGUUUCUACUUUCUAAUAGAGAAAUUGCCAUGAUUCCUCUGCUUUUUGACAUUUCGUAUGAUUUUUUUGGGGGGUGGGAGGGAAUAAAAAGCUGUGAAAUUGUUCAACCUACUUUGUAACCAAAGAAGCAAAGCUGUGUAAUUGAGUUUUUAUUUUAUAAUGCACAUUCUUUAUGUAUUUUUAUUUAGUGUUCUCAUUCACAUUUUCUUUGCUGUCUAGCAUGAUCUGCAUGACCUAUAACCUUUGAACCACUUUCGUACCUCAUGUUUUAUCCAGCACUCUUAUUGUGAUAUGUAAUAGUCUGUGAACAAUGUCAAAUUAAAAAAAGAAAGAACAGCUAGUGUGGUGGAGCUGAGCUGGUGUGUUAUGCACUAGUUUAAAAAAAUGAAGUGAGCCAUCUUUUGUUCAUUUAAAAUGGUGUUUUGAAUUUCGUAUGCAGAAAACGUUUUGUUACAUUGCAGAUUUUAAUGUAUUUAAUAAAUGCAACAUGCAGAUUAAGUGCAGUGUAUACUGAGUAUUUAAAUUAAAAUGUACAUUUCAUAAAUACAGUUUCAAGAGACCAUUUGUAUAUACUAACGUAGUAUGUCAGAAGUUGAUGUACAAUAUAUUUUAACACUUUCUGAAAUUAAACUGCAGUUUUGUUGAAA
Messenger RNA from Crotalus tigris (Tiger rattlesnake), 4642 nucleotides. It is a transcript of the gene TSC22D2, whose product is annotated as TSC22 domain family member 2. Gene Ontology annotation, biological process: regulation of transcription by RNA polymerase II. Lineage: Eukaryota; Metazoa; Chordata; Lepidosauria; Squamata; Viperidae. The transcript is spliced from 4 exons. Bases 932 to 3238 code for a protein of 768 amino acids. The record is from RefSeq and is a predicted model, not a curated record.